CUCUCUCUGCCACACUGCCACUCUUCCACACACUCUCUCUUUCUUUCUCCUCCCCGGUCACUUCCCCUGGCCUCAGCUAUCCUCCCCAGCUGUACAUAACCCCUUUCGCUCGCUCCUCGUCAACGUAUAUACACACCUCAAUCAUUCAAUCACCUCACCAUGGCCCUCCCGAUGUCCAUACGUCCAACAACCCGCCAUGCCUCCCGGCUGGCCCAGUCUCUCCGUACCAGCCGGUCCUACAGCACCGAACCCGAUCUCAAAACCACCCUCAAAUCCGUUAUACCCGACAAACGUGAGCUCUUCCAAGAAGUAAAAGCCCGCAGCGAUACCGUCGUCGGCGAGGUCAAGAUUGGCAGCAUAAUCGGUGGUAUGCGCGGCCUCAAAUCCAUGCUCUGGGAGGGUUCCGUCCUCGACCCGGAAGAAGGCAUCCGCUUCCACGGCAAGACAAUCAAGGACUGCCAACGGGAACUCCCCAAGGGCACCACGGGCACCGAAAUGCUCCCUGAAGCCAUGUUCUGGUUGCUCCUGACCGGCCAGGUCCCUACCACUAGCCAAGUGCGGGCGUUCUCGCGCGAACUCGCCGAAAAGUCCCAUCUCCCAGACCACAUCCUCGGACUCAUCAAGUCCUUCCCGCGCAACAUGCAUCCCAUGACCCAGCUGUCCAUCGCCGUCGCAGCCCUCAACACCGAAUCGGCAUUCGCCAAGGCCUACGAGCGCGGCCUCAACAAGGCAGAAUACUGGGAACCGACCUUCGACGACAGCAUCUCACUCCUGGCUAAGAUCCCUCGCGUCGCAGCAUUAGUCUUCAGACCAGACGAGGUCGACAUCGUCGGGAGACAGACCCUCGACGCGACACAAGAUUGGUCCCACAACUUCGCCGAACUCCUAGGCAAGGGCGGCUCCGAACACGCCGACUUCCACGACCUCCUCCGUCUAUACCUCGCCCUACACGGCGACCACGAAGGCGGCAACGUCUCCGCCCACGCCACCCACCUCGUCGGCAGCGCCCUCAGCGACCCCUUCCUCAGCUACAGUGCGGGACUUCUCGGCCUCGCAGGGCCCCUCCACGGCCUCGCCGCGCAGGAAGUUCUACGCUGGAUCCUCGCCAUGCAAGAGAAAAUCGGCACCCAGCUCACCGACGACUCAGUGCGCACCUACCUCUGGGAUACGUUGAAAUCCGGCCGUGUCGUCCCAGGCUACGGCCACGGAGUGCUGCGCAAGCCCGACCCGCGCUUCGAAGCCUUAAUGGACUUUGCCGCGACAAGAGAAGACGUCCUCGCCAACCCGGUCUUCCAACUCGUGAAGAAGAACUCGGAAAUUGCCCCCGCAGUACUCACCGAACAUGGAAAGACGAAAAACCCCCACCCCAACGUCGACGCCGCCUCCGGCGUCCUCUUCUACCACUACGGCUUCCAGCAGCCGCUAUACUACACCGUGACGUUCGGAGUCAGUCGGGCGCUGGGCCCCUUGGUACAGUUGAUUUGGGAUCGGGCAUUGGGACUGCCAAUUGAGAGACCGAAGAGUAUUAAUUUGCUGGGAUUGAGAAAGUAGAUUGGCUUCCUUUCCCCUUUUGUGGAUACUUGGAUUUUUCUAUUUUUCGCUAUACCAUCUGAGGCUGUCUUCAGCUCGCAUAUAUGCGUUGAUAUCAUUUGGAUGAUUUAUCACGGUCAUUUGAGAUCAGUUGAGA
This is a messenger RNA of Aspergillus sclerotioniger CBS 115572, 1687 nucleotides long. It is a transcript of the gene mcsA, whose product is annotated as putative citrate synthase Cit1. NCBI's taxonomy places the organism in Eukaryota, Fungi, Ascomycota, Eurotiomycetes, Eurotiales, Aspergillaceae. Gene Ontology annotation, cellular component: mitochondrial matrix. The record is from RefSeq and is a predicted model, not a curated record. Gene Ontology annotation, biological process: tricarboxylic acid cycle; carbohydrate metabolic process. The transcript is spliced from 3 exons. The coding region runs from base 160 to 1551 and encodes 463 amino acids. Gene Ontology annotation, molecular function: 2-methylcitrate synthase activity.